Mercenaria mercenaria is the source of this 1759-nucleotide messenger RNA. RefSeq lists its product as uncharacterized. The record is from RefSeq and is a predicted model, not a curated record. Bases 92 to 1654 code for a protein of 520 amino acids. Gene Ontology annotation, molecular function: protein binding. The transcript has 4 exons. NCBI's taxonomy places the organism in Eukaryota, Metazoa, Mollusca, Bivalvia, Venerida, Veneridae.
AGCUUGAAAUAAGAGACAUCUUUAAAUAUAUAACACUUUCUUAUCAGUAUAAUUCUAUUAUGUCGUAAUUUGAAAACUUGACUGAAUAAAGAUGGAUGCGUUGCGCAUGUUCAAAAUAUGCUGUACCAUAUGGACUUUAAUUAUGUUAAGGACUGGGGUAGACUCUGUGCAAAUCAAAAGUCCGCGUGCAGUGUUUCACCUCGUGCGCGAAAAAUAUUUCAUAAAGCAGGUCGGUAGACCCGCAGAAUUAUCAAAAAUUGGACUACAUGACAUGGUACAGGACGAUAAUAUAAUCGAAGGAGAAAAUAAACUGUCGGAUCUUAAUGAUGAGUUACAGGUAACAAAGACAUCCCGAAGACAGGCCGAUGAGGGAAAUGACACUGUGGCUUUUUAUGUCGUUCUAUCCGCUAGUGCCAUCGGACUCGGUAAUGGUCAAACGAUCCCUUUUGAUCAAACUAUUGUAGACAAUAAAGGCUUUGAUCCGUUGUUUCAUGCGUUUGUUUGCCCUGUGAAUGGAGUUUAUAUGUUUCGGUCUGCUUUAAUGAGUGAAGCAAACAGCCAUAUUGAAACGGAAGUUGUUAAAGAAGGUUCCCCCAUCUUCCGAAUGUAUUCGUCUGGUAUCAAGACUAACUUUCAUUAUGACCAGGGUUUCAACGCAGGAAUAACAAAUUGCGAAAAGGGCCAGAGGGUAUGGGUUAGAGUGAAUGGCAAUCUUGGUACGUCUGUGAGGGCUGAAGGAUUCACAACAUUCUCUGGCUAUCUCCUUUGGAAAACUCCAGCAUCCGUAAACAGUAUCAACGUGGCAUUUCAUUCUUAUUUGUCAAGGAAUAUCAACGACCUUGGAAAAGGGCAUACUAUUCCAUUUGACCAAGUGCUUUUAAACGAACACCAGGGUUACGAUAAUAUUACUCAACACGCAUUUACAUGUCCUGUUAAUGGAGUCUACAUGUUCCAGUCUUCUAUAAUGUCCAGCUUUGGUGUUAUCGAGGCCGAGAUAGUGAAGGACGCUGACCAAUUCGUACGUGUAUACGCAUCUGCCAACGGACUGUCCAAUGACCAACAUGACCAAGGCUUUAAUGCUGGUAUUGUACGUUGCAACAAGAAUCAGAAGGUCUGGGUGCGAGUUAGUCAAGGAACAUCUAUCUUGCAGUACCUUUUUUCAACGUUUUCUGGUUACCUGAUGUGGGAAUUAGAAGAAGCUUCCACUAUAGCAGGAAUUACUGGACGAGAAAUCAAUGUCAACAAUACUCACGUUGCAUUCAAUUCCUAUCUUUCAAAUGGUGCGACUGGUCUCGGAAAAGAACAAGCUAUCCCGUUUGAUAUGACUCCUUUAAAUGAAGGAAACAGAUUUGACAAUGGUUUUUAUACAUUUCUUUGUCCUGUAAAUGGAAUUUAUGUUUUUCAGUCAGCUGUGAUGGUCAACGUAAGUCACGUGGAAACUGAAAUUGUUAAGGAUAGAAUACCAAUUGCCCGUAUGUAUGCUGGAGUUAAUAAUCAGGGUGGCAUUAGUCACUUUGAUCAAGGGUUUAAUUCAGGUAUCGUAAAUUGCAACCAUAACGAAAGGGUGUGGGUUAGGACUGGCAAUCAGUCAAGUUCAACCGUGGAUCAUCGUAAAACGACAACCUUUUCUGGGUUUCUUCUUAAGAAAUUCUAGGACAAAAGUGAAAUGAAAUCUAAAAAUAGAACUGGAUUUUUUUCUGCAUAUUUUCCCGAUCUUAUGUCUCUUGUUUGGAAUAAAUAAAACGAUUCCGUUGAUUUA